This is a messenger RNA of Ooceraea biroi (clonal raider ant), 7513 nucleotides long. RefSeq lists its product as uncharacterized. The record is from RefSeq and is a predicted model, not a curated record. NCBI's taxonomy places the organism in Eukaryota, Metazoa, Arthropoda, Insecta, Hymenoptera, Formicidae. Gene Ontology annotation, biological process: autophagosome-lysosome fusion.
GCCGGCGGCGCUGCCGAGGGACGUCGCCAGUCAUCGGCGAGCCGCGGUUUAAAACGUCGUCGUCGCUUUACAGCUCUCGCGCGGUACCCCGGCGUCGCCGGCGAGCAAAUUACGUGAUCAAGUAAGAAAGGAAAAGAUUCAAGCGCGAAAAGGCCGCGCGCGCGAGUCGGCACGCGCGAGCGCAGGCGAGGGUGUCGCGCGCCGCUCGAACUGGAACUUGUCUGUGCGAGGGAUCGUCAACUGGCCGGUCGCGCGUUGCAGGUGUGGUGAGUGAGAGCCGGAUUCUUGUGGCGCGACCACCCCUACGACGGACACGCACGCGAACCAACCCCAUACCGGAUCUGCACCGCGGUCCCGCGUACCCUGUGGAGGACUCGGGUACUGAUCGCUCGGGGUGACGAGCAGAGUCGCCGGCAUGUAACGAAGCGGACGGGGAAUCAAUGAGAAACCUCGUCGCUGGAAUACCAAAUCGAGAUAAAUAUGUUCUUCUGGAUGACCGAAUAACCGUUGGAUAAAGAUAUUCGAAGAUGAAUUGGCCACUGGUGCUGACUUGCUUUUUACUGCCGCAGUCGUGCAUUCUCGGUGCAUCGCGUGUAGGUUGCACGUUUCCGGAGGAAUGGUAUGGCCGGUGGUUCCAAUCGGGGAAUCAGGAUCUGGUGACCGUCAAUGGCUCUCUCAUCACCAGCAAGGGCCUCUGCAUCGAGAAAAACGGCGACAAGUUCCUCGUUCAUGAUACGAAGGAUAAAUGCUACCGGUGCAUCGUGAUGCACGCGCAACAUGCCAAUGUGCUGCAAUACAAAGAAACUUAUUGCACGAACGAGUCACCGGCACCGAGUCUGCCGUCCAAAUGCAGCCUGUUGACCAGCGACGCCACUCUGGUCUCUCUGUUUCGCACCGGUGCUGCGCCGCUGCCCUGUCCCAUUAAGGGUCCGUUGGAGUUCACGUACAGCCAGGGCGAGGGCGAGUGCAAUUCGCCGCGGUCACGGGCGGAAGCGUGCACGCAGGAAUCGCGUCUGCUUCUGCGCUAUCAAGCGUGCGCCAACGUUCAUUCGUCUGAAAGCGUCGACGUAGAAUUGGAGUGUCUGGCUCAUUGGAGGGAGGGCAGCACAAAUUACAUGGUCGCGCGUUUGCACAGCGAUCGUAAAACAAACGACGAGGAGAGCUACAGAUGCUUUAUUUACACAAAUCCGUCGAACAACACGUGGAACCUCGCGCAGAGCUCGGAUGCCGCCUGCAACGGAUUGAUCAGCGUCACCGAAGCCGCCAGGACGUUCAAGAUGACGCUAAAAAAGCCGUCGCAGCGUUGUACAUAUCCGUCCUGGCUGGUGGCUGGUAAAUCGUGGGUGGCUUUGGAUCGAAUGGCUUCGCGGCUCUUGGCGUCGCCUUACAACCUCACGAUCCUCGAUCGAAACGAGACCCGUCUCGUUUGCCACUCAAUUGUUCCCAUCGAGGAUCAUCGUCAUCACCACUCCACGUCGAUCGAUAGGGAGAACCAGAAGCAGUUCGUCGCAAAAGCGACGCGAGAUUGCAAGAACGGAUACGUGUGCAUCAUGUUCCACAGGAGGGACGAACACGUAAUAGAGAUGCAACUGUCGGAAUGGGGCCAGCAGCCCGACGAUAUAUGCAACUCGAGCACGUUCAACUCGCACACGAUGCCGUACACGACGUUCAUCACAUCCGACCCGAUGACCCGGCAAUGUCCGAAUCUCGGCCGCUACGAGAUCGUGUCGUUGUUUCGCUCGCCGAAUGCCGACAACAUCGAGGACAUACUGGCCGCUGACGGUGAGCAGAACGUCGCUAACGCAGCGGAAGUGCACGACGUGAGAGUGCCUUCCACCCCAUUGCCAAGACAGUGCCAUCACGGCAGCGUACGGCGACUGGACAUCGGUUGCAGGACACCCGAUCGCAUGGAGUUCGCCACGUCUUGCAGCGACGAAGCGUUAUCCGAGUACUUGUGUCAUGGAACUUGGAUCGAGAACGACACUGCCUACUUGGUUGCCAGCACCGACGUCGGACGUUACUGCCUCGUUUAUAGCGCGUCCGCCGCGACGACAGGAAGCCGUGAACUCUCGGUGACGGGCCAUCUCGCUUCCUGUCCGAGGGCUUCUCAUCGCCAUCCAGUCUCGUGGCAGGUCAACCUCACGUCGUACGCUCAAUGCGGCGACAUCUCGUCGGCAGCCACGUGGGCGCUUCGAGUGCCGGCGUCUCUCCUCAAUAUCGUCUUCUUCGGCGCGCUCUUCGCCAGGUACAUCGCGAGGUGAUGCCACUGAACCGAGACGCGCCACGCACCGGUGGCUGUAUAGUUGAAAGAACAGACUCUCUUAUUGCGAUAUUGCGUUCUUGCGAUGAUUAUAUAUAUAUAUUAAUAAUAAUAAUAAUAAUAAUGAUAUGAGGGUAGUACGAGCGGGCGAGAUAUAAGAGGAAGAGGAGUGAAAGGAAGACGAGCUGAAACUAAUAAUCAAUCUUAGAACAUAAGUGCGUGAGCGCGAGUGCAUGUGUGGUGAUACAUUGCGGAUGUGAAUUGCGAUUGAGAGAAACAAAAAAAAGAGACAAGUCGGAAACGGGUAAGGUAAUUAUAUAUUAUAGACGCAUGUGCCAGCCCAGGCGAAUGUGGUAGAGCCGAGUGGGAGCGGGGCUUUACGAAUGUACAUAAAAAAAUCAAUGCGACCACGAGACACGAUCUUCCUGCGUCCCUCGUCCGGCUACGAGAAAUCGAUCGAGGUGACGAUAUUAAUCGAGAAGGCGAAGAUGCCUUGUGCCCACACGUUAAAACUUCAUUAGCUUAAUUAAAACGAAAAUAAAGAUAUACGAAGCUGAUGCAAUCAUCCAGCAAAAACAUAAUAUGACGGUAUCCCAUGUAUACCCCCUCCCAAUAGCUUCCUGAUUCCAAUUCAUUGAUUAAAAGACAAUUUAAUAUGGCAGGAAAUGUGAUUUUACACUGCGAAGCAUCCUUCUCUGUCGUACCGUUCCCGGCUAAUAAUUGCAAUUACGGAAAUUACCUGUCAUUAACAUGCUCAAAUGCGAACACAGGAAACUGUGCCGAAUCUGAAUUCUUGUCAAAUGAAUUUCGUUCAUUAUUGCGUUCAGAGCAUCUCGUUACGUGUAUCUCGGCAAGAGCGCGAACCGAGGACGUGUUGCGUGGUAGAUUGUCUUCUUAGGUAGAGUCGGCGUGGAUUUACGUUGUUAUUAUAUACAUAAUGGAGUACGUUUGCCUUUAAGAUUGUGAGGAGCCCAACGACUUAUCAUUAAAAAACGACGCUAGUUUUGAGCGACGUAUGUAUCUGUUAUAUCAAGUAUACAAAAUAUAUAUUCAUUUAUAUGACAUUAAAAUCAUAAUUCAAAGUUUGAGUUUGGUUUUUUACAUUCUUAUCUUGCAUUAAUCUCAUAUUACAAUGAUCAUAUAUUACAAAACUCAUCAGUUUCGUGUAUAUUUUUUCACGAUUUUUUUAAAGAGAAUAUCUUUUUAAAAAUUAAUUGCUACUAGUUUUGCAUGACGUGAUGCAACUUCCCUGCGCUUGUACUAGUCGUUGCGUGUGUGAUGAUGUAAUAAUAAAAGAAAAUAAUAAGGGUGCUGGGGCCAAUAUUAUAUGAAAUGAGUGUUGCUCAUUUGAUUGAAAGGGAGUAAAAGUGAAAGAUAGUGAGAGAGAGAAAGAGAGAGAGAGAGCGCGAGAGAGAGGAAGUGAUAGACCUAUAGCUAUUUACUUAGAAAUAGCUCCGCAGCCUCUGCCACAUUCGCUGGAUAUCGUUCGACGCUUCUAAAUGCGACGAACGAAACAUGUAUUUACUUAGAAAAGAAUAAGAGAAACUGCCACGUCCAACUUGUAAUUAUACGCAUUUUCGUUAAAAGCUUCGUGGCACGAGCCGCUCUUCGCCGUGAAGAGGAGGAGGCACUGUAAAAAGGAUAGAGGGAGAAGUAUCAGGAACGAACGAUUAACAUAUUGUAAUUAUUGCUAUUAUAUCGCUGUUAGUGUCGUAAGGCAGAAUAAGACGGAGAAAUGGACUUCUCGCUCCCCGAGUAUCUCUCUUUUCUUUUGUAUAUCUCGCGAGAGGGAUAGGGAUCGAAGGAGUAGCUUGUAAGCUCUCUUUCUGUAAAAAUGUUAUACCCUGAUCCACCAUUGAACUUUGAUCCUCGUGCGAUGAACGUGAGGUCGAUACCAACUGCCAUCGAAAGUUUCUGCGAAGAAUCUUAUUGCGAAUGUCCCGUAGUCGUAACAUGAAACGAAAAUGUACCAGUGAGGCUUGAGAUGGUAACAAUACGAGGUGAAUAAAAUAUCAUUGCUAUCGAUCACACUUUCCUUUAGUGUAGAACAUGCGAAGUUUCUACACGAUGAUUUUGAUUACUGAUCAAGAAUAUUAACGAUUAAAACACGCUGUUUUUUAAUCGUUAAAAAAAUUUUCUUAAAAAUUCUCAAGUUCGAAAAAUGUUCGAUUAAUGUUUUCGUUCAUUUGAUUGAUUUAAUUUAAUUAAUAAUCAACAAUUAGGAGUUUUUAAUAAUGUGAUUUCUAGUAAUACCGAAUGUUGGAAAUAUUGCAUAACGUUAAGAAAAGAGUGCGAUUUGAAAUGAAUAUUAUUCGCUUUCGUUACCAAAUGAUCGAUGCAAAGAUGAUUUUGCAAUAUAACAUAUCGCUAUUGGAAGAAGAAAGUUGCAAUAGAAAAAAAUUAGACUUCCUACAACGUAACGAUAGACAACAUUCAAGCUGAGACAUAUAAACAUUUUUUAAGAAUUUUUAAGAAGUUUGAUAUAUCCUAAAAGAGAAAACACAAGGAAUUAAUAAAAUAGACUUUGACCUGCCUGAGAUUUUUCAAAAAUGCCCGUUAAGAAAAAUUCUAGUAGAUAAUUUUUUUCAAUUGAAUUAAUUUAGUUGUCUACGUAUCGAAUUGUAUUAAAUAUAGUUUUAGAUACUGUGAAGGUUCUUGUAUAAAAAAGCAAGAAAAUUACAAGAUGAUUACGAUAGUGCAAUCGUUUACUACAAUUCUUUGACAUUGGAACUAACAUGACGACGAAGUUUAGAUAUUUUUUAUUCGAACUAUUUUACUUAAAGAUUCUUAUUGCAGAAGAAGAGGAACGUCCCACCGCGUUUAAUCGAUUAUACACAUAUUAGAUAUAUACGCGAUAUAUAAAUAUAUAUAAAUAUAAAUAUAUACAUAUACCACGCGAGACAAUUCGAUGUUGGCUAUAAAACUGUACACUAUUAGAUUAAAACGAACAGAAAAGGGAUACAAAGAAUGCGACGAUGAUACAGUCGACGAUCAAAACUUGAUCAGCAUUCGUUUUCAUCGCACUUGAUCCUUUACCAACGAUACGCCGUAUCUGACUGAAGGAAAUUCUUCUAAAUCUUUUCUUUUUACAAUAAAGAAUUAAUGCUUUGCAAUUGUAUCCGUUUGUCUCGGCAGUCACUUGCAGCUACCGAUUUCUCCAGUCUGUACCGCAUGCCAGGUUUCGUCGAGACGUUGUCGAAGAGUUCAGAGCGCCGGCUGCUCUAACUGCCGUAUAAAGAUACAGCUGUCAUCCCCGGAUGCAGCUAUGAUCCGCAAUACGUGUAUUUACGUUCCGCGCACCGUCGGUUAAUGGUAGUAGCAAGCUAGUACACACUAUACUGCCCUACGAGCUCCAGCCCCGUAGCUGGUAAUGUACAGUAUUAACAAACGCGAAAUACAUACGUAUUUCACGGGCCAUCAUUCAGGUUGCAUUCCGGGAUCAACGGCUGCAGGAAAUUACGACACCUGCACAUAGUAGGCUUAAAGGAUUCGAAUUGCGACACGGAGAUACGAUCGAGUUUAAUAAUCUCGGGUAUGCCGUAUCUCGUGCACGUCGACACGAAGAGAUACUCGCUGUAAAAAGAAGAGGGAGGGGAAGCAGGGGAGGAAAAGAGGCCAGCGAUAAAUCCGAUCGCAUGAUCAGUCGCGAGAGUGUAGAUUUCAGGGUAUUAAUGUCGAAGGUUGCAUAGUUAUACAAAUAUACAGAAAUAGUUAAAGAUAAAUUAUAUUGUGAAAAGAAGUAUAUAUAUAUAUAUACUACGUUUUUAUUGUUGUAAAGUUAUGACCGAUGCAGUCGACAGGAACGAGGAUUCGUACGAGGACUCUGUUCUCUUGCGAUCGCGUGGUCCACGCGAUUGCAUUCGUAUUUGUUGUUAAGUUGCCUCUGUCACCGCCAUUUUCGAACGUACGAGGAGGAAAUAUCAUAGAAGUUGUGCACUUUUUUUCUAUUCUCGAGCUUACUUUCGUUAUUUCUCGAACUUACAACCAAUGAAAAUUGUAUGAGAUGGUGGAACUCUUAAUGGUGAAACGGUGACGGGUAGCGAAGAGCGCAAACACACGCAUAUGUAAAUGUAUUCAGUUAAGGAAACUGUCACGAGAGAAUCUCGAUAUGAUUUGUGUCUGCCGGCGCAUGAGGGAGAAUAACUAAGUGACGGAUAUUAAAUAAUCCGGUUGUUCGCAACGUGGGAAGACUCGCGUUCUCGCCCUUCUGUGCACGAUGUAAUCGAAAACGCGCGCACGUCACUUAUCCGUAGUACACGACACAACGAGCAUUACCGUCUCUAGUCUUAGUCAGCCAUUUAAAUAAAUUUCAAUCGAAUUUAAACGCGACAGUAUGAGAAAUCGGAUGGAGCGUCAUUGAUUGAUACCGAAACGCGCACCAUGACAGUCAAUUGCCCCGCGAGCCGGGGGGGUGACAAUUUUCUCUCCUUUCAUUCUCGAGAAGAGUGUACGAUUAUAUAUAUAUAUAUAUAUAUAUAUAUAUAUAUAUAUAAUAUAUAUAUACUGUAUAUACUGUAUUUGCAUCUCUCAGGAGGAGCUCGGCCGAUUCGGAGCACUCUGGUCCGCGCGAAUGAGUGAAUUCGGACUUCCUUCGUGCCGAAGACUUCCUAUUUCCGUUGCGAUUCACGACACGUUGUCCUUAUCGAGGAGCGUACGGCUCGGUGUGUGAUUCAGCAUCGUUCGAAUUUCAAUCGGAGGCAGCGUUACUGCACAACUCUUAAGGCAUCUUCAAUAUACCCGCAAUAAACGACGAUAGACUAAGAAAUAAUCUCACGGCGCCUAAAGGACGCCUGGUACAUUUUUUUAUUGCAAGAUGAAUCCCGCGUAUGUAUAUGUACAUACGUGCGGGCGCAGAGCGGAUUGUAAAAUAAAAAAGAAGUUAAGGGAGAAAGGAAGAGAGUGUGUGUGUGUGUGUGUACAUGCGUGUGUGUAAGAGGAAGAAAGAGAAAGAUACGCUGCAUCGACCUUAAUAAAACUAUUAUUGUACUAUGAUAGGGGAGGAAACUACGGCGGAGACACGUAGGUACAGCCGAACGAAAUGUUCUGUAUCGUGACACGCGCGAUCUGAAGGUACUACUACUCUAAAAAGAAUCCACGCUUGAAAGCUAUCGAAAAUCUAUACAUAACUGAGUGUUUUACUAUUGGAUUAAAAAUUAUUACAAUGAUACCUAUUAAUGUAAAUGGUUUUUCAUUAUUAUAUUAUUAUAUUAUAGAUGUUAUACUUAAUAAUAUAUUUACAAAUAAUUAAGACGA